This is a messenger RNA of Necator americanus (New World hookworm), 1872 nucleotides long. RefSeq lists its product as uncharacterized. Lineage: Eukaryota; Metazoa; Nematoda; Chromadorea; Rhabditida; Ancylostomatidae. The coding region runs from base 1 to 1872 and encodes 623 amino acids. The transcript is spliced from 3 exons. The record is from RefSeq and is a predicted model, not a curated record.
AUGGACCUGGAGAAGUUCCACCGAGAAGAUCAUGCUUUCUACAAGGUCAUAAUUGGCGAUUUCAACGCCAAAGUUGGCCCAAGAAGAACGCCGGAGGAACUUCACAUCGGGACCCACGGCCUACAAUGGAACGACCAGGGGGAGAGGCUCUCCGAGUUCAUCAUGACAACUAAGACCAUCCAUGAGAACUCGCAAUUCCAGAAGCUCUCCGCUCUACGCCGGACGUGGAGAGCAGAGAAAGCCGCCAAGUUCAGAGGAAGAAAUCCCAGAAGUAUCAUCACCUGGGAUCUCUUCGCUAUCUUAGCCGGCUUUUGGGAAGUUUCCGCAAUGGACAACAUCGACGAGGAAUAUGACCGGCUCGUUGAACACCUUCACGACUGCGCGAAGAAGGCUGAGGGUUCUAAAACCACCCAGAGACGCCCGUCUCUUGAAACUCUUGAGCUGAUACGCCAGCGUGGACCAGCACGAGCCGCAGGGAACCAAGCACUCACGUCCGUGCUCGCAAGGCUUUGCAGAGAGGCGAUAAAGGAAGACCUUAAAGAGAGAAGAGCAAAAGUACUGGGUGAAGCUGCAGAGGCGGGGAAAAGCAUCCGCUAUGCCCGUCGAGACUUCGCCAGUCGCAAGACAAGGAUGACUGCUCUCCGGAACCCGAAGGGAACAACCAUUGCAUCGAGAAGGGGGAUGGAGAAAGUCAUCCACGACUUCUACUCCGAUCUCUUCGACAGUCAUGUCCACUUGCCUCCUCACCAUCUGAGGGAAGACAGACAUGUCAUUCCAGAGGUUCUCCCAUCCGAAAUACGACAUGCUAUCAUGUCGGUAAGAAAUCGUACGGCACCCAGUCCCGACAGAAUAAGACCAGAACAACUGAGGAACCUUCCGCCAGUAUUCAUCAACACCCUGGCGAGGCUCUUUACACGUUACCUGUCGGAAUGCAAGGUUCCUAAACAGUGGAAGACCAGCAAGACCGUGUUGCUGUAUAAAAAGGGAGAUCCACAUGACGUCGGCAACUAUCGCCCAAUCUGCUUACUGCCCGUCAUCUAUAAGCUCUUUACAAGAGUGAUCCUUAAUAGGAUUGAAAAAGUCUUGGAUGAAGGACAGCCAUGCGAGCAAGCAGGGUUUCGAAAAGGAUUCAGCACGAUUGACCACAUUUACACUGUUUCGAAACUCAUCGAGGUAUCACGAGAGUACAAGAUGCGGCUCUGUCUCACCUUCAUCGACUUAAAGAAGGCCUUCGACUCAGUUGAGACGGAAGCGAUAGUGGAAGCCUUGGACAACCAAGGCGUCCCUACUCAGUACAUAAAGGUACUUCGAGAGUUGUACACCACCCUCGAGAACGCAAUGCGAAAUUUGGAAUGGGACGACAUGGGAGUGAAGGUUGAUGAUCGGCAGCUACAUCAUUUGCGCUUUGCUGAUGACAUCGUACUGAUAACACCUAGCACCAGCCAAGCGGAACGAAUGCUGACCGAAUUCGACGAAACAUGUGGAUGCAUCGGUCUUCAGCUGAAUCUACAAAAGACGAUGUUCAUGCGGAACGGAUGGGUCUCGGAUUCCCCAUUCAGGCUCAACGGAACGAACAUAUCCGAAUGCACCAGCUACGUUUAUCUAGUUCGGGAAUUGAACAUGAUGAACGACCUGACCCCUGAGCUGAGCAGGAGGAGACGAGCGGCCUGGGGAGCGUAUAAGAGCAUCGAGGAUGUAGUGAAGAAGACCACGAACACCCGGCUCCGUGCUCACCUCUUCAACACCACCGUACUUCCUGCUCUGACUUAUGCUUCGGAAACCUGGGCAUUUCGCAAGCAGGAAGAAAACGCGGUGAGCGUCAUUGGACGCGCAAUUGAGAGAGUGAUGCUAGGAGUAUCCCAUUUCAAGUGA